AUGACCAGAAUUGGUAAAGAUAAAGAUCAACUAAUUGAUGAAGAGCCCCAUCCACAAUCAAACAGCAAUAAUAAUAAUAAAUUAAAUUGGUCAAAUAUAAAUAAACAAUACUAUAAAUAUAUCAAUUCAAUCGUAAAUGAAAUUAAUAUCCCACCACGGAGAGAACUUAUGUCCACUAUUUCUAGUCAGUGCCCAUUCGAAUUGAACUUUAAAGUAAAAUGGUUAUACGAAGCAUGCAAAGCAAUUCAUUCAAUAAAAUUUUAUAAUAGUGAUAAAGAAGUUGUUGAAGUAUCAAAGAAAAAUGGUGGUGGCUAUUUAAGAACAAACUUUUUUAUCAGUCAAGAUGAACUAGCUGAAAUAUUCUAUUUAGAAAUUGGUAAAUUAUCAACUCUAUACUCUAAAAGUAUUCAAUAUUAUUGUAUCUUUGGCAACAAUGAGUUUCAAACUAUAGAGUUUUCAAAUAGUGGGUUUAGAAUAAGUAAGCAAUUGUUUUUAAACUCUUUCAAAUAUGGAAAAUACGAACUAUUAAAUGAAUAUUUAUUAAAAACUAUUGAAAAAUAUCCAGAAAAUGUAAUCAUUACAACAGUUCAACAAGAGUUGGAUCCAGAGAUAUAUAAUUCAAGUAAAAAUAGUGUUGCAAAAGAAAAAGUCACAAACAAAUCACUUUCACUCUUAUUUAAAUACUAUAAUGAUUUAAUGGAUGUUUUAAAACAUAGAGUUUACAACUUUAAAACCUUACAUAUUAACUCAAUAAUGGAUAAAAAGAAAAUAGAAAAAUAUAGGAAAUUAUUCAUCUUUAUCAAAUCAGUAAAAGACAAGGUUUUUUUCAAAAUCUUAUUAUCAAAUUAUUUAAGAGUGUUUGUUAGAUUCGACUUUGAUAAGUUAAUAGAAGCCAUUUAUGAAACUGAUAAUGUUAGAGCCAUGUCAAGUCUGUAUGAAACAUUGGAAGAGCUAAUUAUUAACGAAAGGAUAUAUACGAUAGAUACAGUUGCAUUUAGAUUCGAAGGAUUUAUAUCAAAAUACCAUAGCUACAAGGUUUCGUCUUAUAUUUUAAAAAAAUUCUAUUUUUCUAAAAGCAAUAGUGCAAUCAAUUUACAAAAAGAAUUAGAAAAAGCAAAAAAUUGUAAGCACGUUUCAAUAUUAUAUUCUAACAAAGUUUUAAAUAGCAAGGUAAAUAUCAGUAGUUAUUCAGAUGAUAAAAUAAUAACUUCAGAUUUGGUAUGGAACUCAGUAAUGAAUAGACUAAGCAAAGAUAGGGAAAUUUUACAAUUAGAACAGCAAGAAGUUUUACCUCCAGAAAACAAAAAUAACCAUGAUGAAAAUACAAUAAACUACAGGGAUUAUGUAAACAAAUUAAAUUGGUCCAAAAUUUUUAAAAACUGUUUCAGAUUUAUCAAAAUCAUAAACGAACUAAAUAUACCACCUCCUCUAAAGAACUUUAAAUUUUUCUCACCCGAAAGCUGGAGACUAUUAAUGUCAACACCUUAUAAUUGUAUCGAAAUAUCAAAGAGAAAUGGUGGUGGUAUUUUAAGGAUUAAUUAUAUCGUUACCCAAGAUGAAAUAGAUAAAAUGUCAUUUUCAGAAUAUGAAUUAAAUUUAAGAAUUACAGAAAUCGAUUUAACACAAAGUAUCAAUUUAAAAAUCAAAAACCUAUUAAGAUCCUAUUUAGAAAUUGGUAAAUUGUCAACUCUUUAUUCAAAAAACAUUCAGUAUUAUUGUAUAUUUGGGAACGAUGAAUUUCAAACUAUUGAAUUUUCAAAUGAAACAUUUAGCAGCUUUCAAAUUAACCCAAAUGCUAGUUCAAAUUUCAAUGGUAUAUUAAUUAAUAAAAAAUUAUUUUUAAACUCUUUCAAAUAUGGCAAAUACGAACUAUUAAAUGAAUAUUUAUUAAAAUCAAUUGAAAAAGAUCCAGUAAAUGUAAUAAUAUCAACAAUUCAACAUGAAAUAGAUAUUAUUACAAACCAAAACAAUAGCAGCAAAUUACCAUCACUUUUAUUUAAACAUUGUAAUAAUUCAGAUAGUCAAGAACAGUUUUUAAAACAAAUUUUUUUAAUAAUAAAUAAUAAUAGUAUCAUGAUAUCACAUAAACUAAACCCUCAUUUUAUAUUAUCAUUAAUAAUUUUAACUGAUGAUAUUAAUUUAAUUAAUUUCUCAGCUCAAUUAUUUAAAGAUUUAUUAAAGACUAAUAAUAAUGGCAAUAAAAACUUUAAUAAUAAUAAAUCAGUACUUUCAAUUGUCAAUAAUUAUAAAAACUUAUUAUUAUACACACAAUCAUCAAAAACAUUAAAACUUCUAUUAGAACUAUUUAACAAUCAAAACUUUAAUAAAAAAGAGCUCUUUGAUUAUCAAGUAUGGUUUUUUAAUGGUAGAUUAGAUUUAUUAUCAACUUUCAUAGAGUUAAAUUGUGAUUCAUUAAGAUUUAUUUCAUUAAAAGAAUGCAAUUUUAAACCAAACUCCAAACAAUACAAGAACUAUCUAUCAUCGUGCAAGUAUGCUAUAUCAAGAAAAGAGUCAUUCCAGUUUAGCACUUCAAUAAUUAAAGAAUCAGUACUUCACACAAACUUUUGCAAAGAAAGAUUUACCACCUCAAAAGAUAUUGAAAAUUUUAAAUAUAUAAUUGAAAAUACAAAUGAAACCUAUAGACCAUUAGAAUUAUUAAGCCACUUGCCCUAUGCAAUAAAUCUACCAAUUGCAAAAUUUUGCUCAUGGAUAAUAAACAAUAGAUUUUUUGAUAUAAGAAACAACAGAUGUAUUGUAAAUAGGUCAGAAAUCAAACUAUUAGAAUACUAUGCAAACAAACUUACUAUAGAAGGUGGUCCAUUUAGUCACUUUAUUGCAGAUUCAAAGUCAGUAUUAGAUGCCAUUGCUUCAUGUGGAGACUUUGGAACCAUACAACAAGUUUACAACAGAUUUACAACAGAGGAAAAGAAACUUGAUCAAAAUCUAAUAAAAACAUUUAUAGAGUUGGGUGACCAUAGAAUACUAAAACUAUUUGACUGGAAUAAUAAAUUCUAUAAAAAAACAUUGGUAAAACUUGCCCUGUACCAUGACCAUGUUGUAGUGGUAAUAUCAAUUUUCAGAACUAACUUUAUCAUAGAUAAUGAUAAAUUGAAAAGAAGUUCAUAUAGAAACAAAUACUCUAGUCUUGAUUAUUUAAAACUAUCCGCUUAUCAAGUGACAGAAAAUGUUACAUUUUUUAAUUAA
This is a messenger RNA of Dictyostelium purpureum, 3204 nucleotides long. RefSeq lists its product as uncharacterized. Lineage: Eukaryota; Evosea; Eumycetozoa; Dictyosteliales; Dictyosteliaceae. The record is from RefSeq and is a predicted model, not a curated record. The transcript is spliced from 4 exons. The coding region runs from base 1 to 3204 and encodes 1067 amino acids.